Odocoileus virginianus texanus is the source of this 3298-nucleotide messenger RNA. The record is from RefSeq and is a predicted model, not a curated record. Lineage: Eukaryota; Metazoa; Chordata; Mammalia; Artiodactyla; Cervidae.
GCUGUGGGCUCCAAAGGGGGAGAUAUCUUGCUCUGGAACUUUGGCAUAAAGGACAAACCUACCUUCAUUAAAGGGGAGGCUGGACUUGGAAAUCCUUGGUGCCUUGAUAGCUCUUCGUUGACUUCAGAAACUUUGAGAACAUGUACCUUAUCUACCUUUUCUAGCUUUUCUUGACAGAAGGUUGACCUGAAACCAGCUAACCCACCGUCACUGGAAUUGGAAAGUCUCAAACACAUUUUCUUUUUUGUAUUUUGUCCAGGUUUAUGUAGUCCUUCUCAGUGCAAGAGCUGUCAUAACAACUUAAUCCACCCUUGCUAGAAGAACACGAAUGCAUCUUACCUUAAAAUGUUUACAUAAGGGUUUAUUACUAAUGCUUUGACACAGGGCCAGUCCUUUUCUUGUAGUAAGUGUUCACUGAUUCAGGUUCAUCUGGUCUUACAUAAACCGUAUCCAUAACGAGUACUUUACAGGGUCUAGUUUCCAUUUCCCAAAAGUGGAGACAUAAUUUAAAAUCAGUUGUGAAGCAGUCUGAUGGCAGAUUCCCUUAAGUUUUCACUAUUUCCCACCCUGAUUGUAAGUAUUUCUCCCAUGCUUAAUUCAACAACUCUUAUUUUAGCAAAUCUUUUUUAUCUAGUUUUUCCAAAGUGUUCAAUAUGGAUUUCAUAGAAACCACAGUGGUCAUUCUUUUUGCACAUAUUUCAUCGAUUUUAAUUAAAUUACAUUUUAAUGAAAUGUUUUGUGUUUAAAGUUUAAAUGUUUAAUAAAUUACAUGUUUAGUUAAAUUACAUGAUUACCAUACAAAGUACAACUGACAUAUCUAGGUUUAAGAGCAAACACAACGUCUAACCCUUCAUAAGCAUAGAACUCAGCUAGUGGGAGCAGAUUAACUUACUAGCAGCAAGGGUUUGGUGAACCAUAGGCAUCAGUUAGAAUGUUUUAUAGAGGGAAUGGAAAGUACCAGUUAGUAUGCUGAGUGAAGUGAAUGUUGUGUAAGAGGCCUUGAAGAAGUAAGGCUGGGAUAGCAACAACAUACAGGAGAACUGGAGGAGGAGCCUGGAGGAUAUAAAGUUCUUAAAACAGUGCACUUGAUAUAUAAUAAGCACUUAAUAAGGUUAUGCUACCAAUGUUAUCAUGAUUAUCUUCAUCAUCAUUGUCUGGUAUGUCUGCAAAAAAUGAGGAGCUCGGGUCUGACACCAGCCCACCUAACCCAGCCACUAUUCCAAGCUGAAGCUCUUCUGAAGAGAGCACUUGUAUAAUACAUUAUGGUACAUCCACACAAUAGGCUAUUCAACAAUAAAAUGGGAUGAACUAUAGAUUGACAGAGCAGGCUGGAUGAAACUCAGGGGCAUUACACCGAGUGAAAUGAAAGAAGCCAGUCUCAAAGGGCUGCAUACCACAAGUCAUUGAUAUGACACUCCAUCAAAGGCAAAACUUGUAUGGUGACGAAGAACUCAUCCCUGGUUGCCAGGGGUGAGGAGUCAGGGGAGGAUGUGACUACAAUUAGGAGAGCAGGAGGGAUUUGGGGGGGAAGUGACACAACUGUUCUGCAUCCUCAUUUUGGUGGUGGUGGUUCAAAUCUCUACAUGUGUUAAAAUUCAUAAAGCUGUAUACCAGAAACAACAAAUUUAUGUUCAUUAAAAGGUAUAAAAUGAGAGCCUUGAGAAACAGUACUGUGGACAGCAUCCCAGUGUCUAGGCAUCUAAGCUGGCCUGGCCCCAAGUGUGGCCUGGAUGGCUCUUGUGUCCAAGCAGUGGAUGUGUGUCCAAGCAGUGGAUGUGCACCCAAGCUUUGUCUGCUUCAUGGGCCACUGUCACUCACUGACUUUUUUCUUCCUUGUGUUAGAUUGGAGCUGGAGGGAGCAUCACGGGGCUGAAGUUUAACCCUCUCAAUACCAACCAGUUUUUCACCUCCUCAAUGGAGGGAACAACUAGGCUGCAAGACUUUAAAGGCAACACUCUCCGAGUUUUUGCCAGCUCAGACACCUGCAACGUCUGGUUUUGCAGCCUGGAUGUAUCUGUCAAAAGCCGAGUGGUGGUCACGGGAGACAAUGUGGGGCACGUGAUCCUGCUGAACAUGGACGGCAGGGAGCUUUGGAAUCUGAGAAUGCACAAAAAGAAGGUGACCCAUGUGGCCCUGAACCCGUGCUGUGACUGGCUCCUGGCCACAGCCUCCGUAGAUCAAACGGUGAAAAUCUGGGACCUGCGCCAGGUCAGAGGGAAAUCCAGCUUCCUCCACUCGCUGCCGCACAGGCAUCCUGUCAACGCAGCUCAUUUCAGUCCCGAUGGAGCCCAGCUCCUGACCACUGACCAGAAGAGUGAGAUCCGGGUUUACUCUGCUUGCCAGUGGGACUGCCCGCCAAGCCUGAUCCCACAUCCUCACCGCCACUUCCAGCACCUGACGCCCAUCAAGGCAAGCUGGCAUCCUCGGUACAACCUCAUUGUCGUGGGCCGAUACCCAGAUCCUAAUUUCAAAAGUUGUUCCCCCCAUGAAUUAAGGACGAUCGAUAUGUUUGAUGGAAGCUCAGGAAAGAUCAUGUAUCAGCUGUAUGACCCAGAAUCUUCUGGUAUCAUGUCGCUCAAUGAAUUCAAUCCCAUGGGGGACACGCUGGCCUCCGUGAUGGGUGAGUGUACAUUAGGACAGUCAAGCCCACCCUACUCCCCAAGGUUCAGUGUGGGCUCACCCCAGCUCAGCGCUGCUCCAUCCACCCCCAGGAUAGAGUCAGUGAGGAUGACAACCAGGAGACCACGGUCUCUGGACCUAGAGCCAUCCUUCUUGCUGAGUCUUGGCCAUAGCAAUGCCUGGCUUCUGCCCAGUUGCCUGGUGUCUCCUGACCAAGUCCUAGGUUCCCCAUGCCAGCUCCAAGUUCUCAGAAGGCUGGUGAUGGAAGGUGCCUCUGGUCUCACUCCUCCUAGGUUAUCACAUUCUCGUUUGGAGCCCGGAGGAUGCUGGGACUCAGAAAUGAGAGACAUUAAUGAAGCGGGGGCCAAGCAGGGGCUUGGAGCCCCACGAGAACAAGUUCUUUGAGAAGAGGCAGCUUCGUAUUAAAGGGCCGAGGUAUCGGAGUCUUCGAGUUGGAGCUGGGGCGCUGGGACCGCGACUCGGGGACUGGACACGGGCGUGGACUGAGACCAGAAACUCCAGAGUUGGCAAUCUCGCCGCCCCAAGGGUCUCUGCUGUAUCUAGCCUGGAGCCGAGCUUCUCUUCUUUCUCCUCUCUGACAUGCAGUGGCAGAGGGUCAGGCAGUGGUUUUCAAUUUGUGCUCACUAUUCACAUGGCCAAUAAAACCAUACCCAACUGA